GAGUAAUGUGAAUUACACGAAGUUACAAGUAGCCUAUGCUUAACACGUCCUUGAUUGUAUCUGUUUCAUGCCCACUCUAGAUAGGUGCACACGACCUGGAAAUUACAAAGCUUCAUUUCAUUGUCAGUUAAGCUUAUGCGAACGUUAAAACGAGUACGGACUGCAGUGAAUCGGUUUCAACAAACAAAACUCUCUCUUGACAUGGAGAACACUGUUCCGCGGAAUAAACGAGGUUUCCUAUCCUCGAUACCUUCUGAAUCUUUAUGGAACACUGAAUGUUUAUAGUUUGUAAAUAUUUAAUCGUAAAUUCGAUCAUAACAACAAUCAUACACGCGAAUAUCCUCUUUAAUUUUUAUAGUGUGCUGAUAUCAUAGAUAUCGAUAAUCAAAAAAUUUAAAUGUGCUUCUUACUAAGUGUUAUGACUUUUAGCGAUGUAAUUAUAUAGCAAUUGUAUUUGUGAAAUAUACCAAUAGUAAAUGUGUCUUAUGUUUGUACUGUUCGAAAUGAUAUACAUAGUUAUACAUCCAAUAUGAUUGAUUGUUGUAUCGUGUAAUAUAAUCAAUGACCGUGGGACGAUUAAAAUUUCAUUGGAUCCAAAAUUUAAAUUUUUAAAUGUUAUAAAUGGUAUCAAAAAUGAUCGAAUGAUUGUAAUCCCAGUGAUUAAUAUGUUCGCUGCUAUUCCCGUCCUGCUAUUUGAACACAAGCUCUAUAUGAUGUUAAGUGACGCUGUCUAAUUAUAUUAUUACCGCGAUAAAGAUAUAAAAAUAGAAAUAAUAUAUAACUGUGUGUAUCUGAAGGAGGAGAAGUAAAAAUGCAAAGAUAUAUAAAAAUAAAAUUAGGAAUCAAAUAGUAAAAGCACUCGUUAUGAUUCUAUACUUAUACUGUCGUCCAACCGGACUGUGGUCCCAUUCAGAAUGUACACUGUUAAUGCGAGGUGAUUACGCAUUUGUCACCAGUCAAUGCCAAUCGUUUCGAGUAGAGAGCCGGUAGAGUUCGACGUUAAGGCAUUACAGUACAGAUUGCAUCUAUCAAUUGACAUGAGGAUAGUUAAGUGCGCUAACCUACACAAAACAAGGAAAAAGCACGUGUUUCGAUGAUUCCGAAUACAAUUCGAAGUAUUAAAUAACGUUUAAUCGAUUUUGUAUUUAUAUUGAUCGUACUUUAUUGGUGCCAAGCUCUUUUUACUCUUUUCUACAUUAAUGUCUCCACAGAGCCAAUUGCUAUCCGAUGCUGAACGCUAUUCUAAUAAUUUCUCAAUUAAUAAAACAGUAGUUUGAAGGACAGUAGAAAUGUAAACAUCAUUCAAGUAUGUAAUAUAAAUUAAUAAAAAAUAAAUAAUGAAAGUAAUUUUAAUCCAGCUAGUUACAAUAGAUAUUUCAAAAGAAAGACACAUUAUUGUAGAGCGUACAUUAUCAGCAAGUGGAAUUGUGUGACAUGCAUUAGAAUCACGCGUCUAAUCGCAUUUCUGUUUUGUAUGCAGGAUUGUGCAUGAAUGUAAUUUAAAGAAUAGCGCACAUAGUUCAAUACUUUGUUACUAUUAUACUCAACAUUUUAUACACAUUGCAAUGUACUACAGUUAACAGAUGUGUGCUGCCUUUAGAAUGAAACAACCUUCCCUUUUUGGGAUUGAAUUGGUUACCCGAAAAUGUCGAACAAACAUUUCAUUUCAAAUGCAAUCAUGCAUUUCUCCCAAUACUAUCGAACGAUAUCGCCCAUAUGAAUCAAUAUUCAACUGUACAUGAGCAUGAAACUCGACGAGAGGUCAAGUGCAAGUAUAAUGCACAAUAUCAAAGUACAAUAGAUCAAAUAUAUGAUUCGCUCUUGUUAACUCAUAUUGAACAAAGUUGACAACGUAUAUAUGAAUGAAUACUUUUAUGCAUUGCAAACAUCUUCAAAGCGACGAUGCAUUGAAAUUAUAAAUUAUAUUUUUAUAAAUAUUUAAAAUAUACAUAUAUUUUCUUUCGUACGAGUAAAACGCAGGGCGUAAAGUAACAUAAAGUUUAAAAGCAUCCUAAUUAUGUAAAAUUUUACUAUGAACCAAAUGGAUAUUCAAUAAUUCGUAAAUAGUGUACAACGCCAUCUUUCAAUGGCUUUGGAAAGUACAUAUUCAGUAUCAUCGGGUCUUCGACCUGUCCUUUUCUCGUUAGUGUGUGCUUUCAGUGCUUUGACGUUUUAAUAUGUGAUGUGAGCCCCCGAACUAGCUGCUACUCGCUGGGAAAUCUACGAUUCUAUGACAGAGACAGACAGAAAGCCGCAAUCUUAAUUAAGAUCUUCUCAAAAUAAACAAAGAAUCAUCUACUAGAAUAAAAUGACCAACAUGCAAGUUAUUCUGAGAGAGCAUUUCAAGAAUUCCUCUAAGCUUUGCUACUUUGCGUGCUUAUAAGCAAGCGACGCUUUACUACGAUGACGUUAAGUAUAGAAGGACUUUACACUUGUUUAUUCCAUGAAUAUUCCUCUAAAUAUUUAGAAGCAAUUAUUUUUACGUCACAGAAAAUAACUGGUUUUCUACGAAGAUAUUUCGCUCUUAGUCAAAGGAUAAAGUCUUAGUCAACGGAAUUCUUCAUUCCUAUUUUGAAAUCUUCACAGAAGCAUCCUAAGAAGCUUUUAAUUUUCAAAGUGUAAAAAAUGUCAAAAAAUAGCAUAGAGCAAUGAUUUUUAUUUAAGGAACAAAGUGUCAAAAGGACGAAAAUUUAUGUAAAUUUAUUUGUGUUAACAUCAUACUAUAUUAAUAUAAGAAUGCUUUUUAAUUAGAAAAUUUAAAGGCAGUCUUUUAUCAACAAAUAAUGAUAGAAAAAUGCUCUCACGAUGAAGGAAAGCAGAUAAAGAAAAGAAAUAUCGGCGAGUCCGUGGGCACGAACGAUAAAGUUACGAUUUGCUGGGCAAUCAAUGUGAAAACCGGUUGUUGGUUGGAGCAUAAUGUUUCUCAAAUCAAUUCGUACUCGACGGGAAAUACACCUGUACCCCGACUUCUCCCUUUCACGCUCUAGCCUCUCGGCACUCGCUCCGAACUCGCAUAAACGCACACACUCUAUUUAUAGAUAGCGUAAGGUUGAUUACUCUUUUCACAGAUAUAUGCCGCCCGAGUCCUUAAGUUUCAUCAUAAACGUAGAAUGGGAGAAUCAUAAACCAAUGUGAUGAGAGAAUAAGCGAAUGAACGAUGGCAAUUCCAACAGAUAGGAGAAAGAAACAAAAGACUGUUUUUAUUCUAUCUACUUGUGUUCUAAAUAUAUCGAGGUGAAAAAUUUUUAAUGGUAGAGACGUAAAAUUAUUUGAUAAUCAUGUUUUAAUUCAUUACCAGACGAUAUACAAAAAAUAUCAAAUAUAUAAUUUAAAGUAAAAAAAUAAAAUAUUUUAACUUAUUUUAACAAGUAUCCUGUGUCUCUGAACACCUAUUCGACCUAUUUUUCAGAUUGAUUUCUAUAUUAAUAAUCUAAAAAAUAUAUUACAUUAUUUGAAGUUCGCUAUCAGUAGAAUGGAUCAAUAGUUGAACAUUAUCAAGAGAAUACUAUCCAUCCCAAGAGUUCCGAAAGAAAUAAAGUAGUAUAAGCGAAACAAGCGGGAGAAGCGUUCCUACUGUGGCAUCAUCCAUAUCUUCCAGCAUAAUAACUUCAAUUUCGUCCCGCGGUAUUGCAAUUUACAAAGAAUUGGGACGCGAAAUGGAGUAGACAAAGUGUGACAGAGAAAGAAAGAGUGAGAUCUACGCUGACGAGACAAAGUGUUAUGGUUCUUAAUGUUACGGGAUAUAAUCUGGCGUCUGAACGACUGUGCGUUUCAGUCAUGCCCGUCAAUGUUUUUCCAUGGACGAAAACCUGUUGUAAAUUACAUCUCUGCGUCUCGGUCCUCUUUUGUACUCGUCCUUCGAGGGAGUUCGUCCGCACGAGGAUCACCGGAGAAUCUUUCCAUCGAUUUAUUUACUUUUCUACCGGGUCACGGUGUACUGGAGAUCCUCAGACCUAUCUUGCACCAUCAACUUCAUCCCUGAAGAAAUUUCUCCAUAUCAGGAAGAGAAACACAAAAAAUGAAGGACUAAGAGAGUAUUUUAGUCUUGAAGGUUUAAAAAGAGGAUCGAAAGAUAAUAAAAGGAACAUGCUCUAUCGGAUUAAUUCCCGAAAGCAAAUGGUCAACCAGCACCUUCUUGAGCAGUCAUAAAUAUUCGAAAAUCUCUAAAAGGAUUUUAUUCUGGAAGGAUCCUAAAUUCCAGCAGGAGCUGCGUUCUCCAACGGUCCUAAGCCUCUUCGUGAACGAACAUCAGGCUCUGCUUCAGCACGCGACUGAAUUGCCGCGGGUGAAAGUGGGAGAUUUACAUGCACCAAAAUCCGAGCCAACACAGUCAAUUUAAACUUUCGUUAGAUCAUUGACACGUUCAAGAAACUGUCUGCUUAGAUAAGUAGAUAAAAGUACUCUUAAAGACUGUCUUAUUGACAACGACUUUGAUAUAACUUCUAUUUUAUUAAAAAUGCCAUAAUCCACCAAUAUAGACUUACACUCUUCUUCUAAAGAAGAAAAGAUAGAGGAAGAUUUUCCAAAAUUAAAAUUCGUGAAUCGGUAACUCGAUUCAUUGAAGCGGCGAUACGGUUAAAGGCCUCCUUGAGGCAAGAAAUCAUUAUUUCCGGCGAAACGGAUUCGACGAUAGAAAAAAGUUACUUUAGAAGUGUAUCCCCGAGCAGAAGGACUACGGGGAUUUGGAGGCGCAAACGGAGAAGAAUUAGAAGCAUCAAAGAAAAAUGGCGUAUGACGAUGUUAUACUUCGAAUGGGGGAGUUCGGCCGAUACCAACGCAGAAUCUACCUGUUGCUCUGUCUACCGGCGAUAUCCUGCGCUUUCCAUAAAAUCGCUGGAGUCUUCCUGAGCGCAAAAAUGAACGCUAGAUGUCUGUUACCACAUGAAAAUCCGGAGAAUGCCACAUAUUUUUUACCGCCACACAUACUGAAUACGAGUUAUCCAGGGGGUUAUGAGCAGGAAAAAUUGUUACAAUGCUACAUGCUGGAUCUUCCUAAUAUCGUUAAUGAGACAACGAUCAAUAGGUACGUUGACACGUCAACGGGUAAUAUACACGGAGAAAAACCAUUAACUCCAAAUAGUCCCAACACCCAAGGAUACAAGCCAUGUGAAACGUUCGUUUAUGAUAGAAGCAAAUAUAAAAGUACUACCACUUCCGAGUGGAAUUUAGUUUGCGAUAGGUCAUGGUUGAGAGCUACGGGGGAUUCGUUGUUUAUGGUAGGAGUCAUGCUUGGCUCGAUGAUUUUCGGUGGUUUGUCCGAUAAGUUUGGGCGUAGACCAAUUUUCUUCCUGUCUUUAGUCAUACAGUUGGUCGGUGGUGUACUAGUCGCAGUUUCCCCCGAGUAUAUUUCCUACGUUGUCUUCAGGUUAAUAGUUGGCUCCACUACUAGUGGAGUCUUUUUAGUCGCUUAUGUAAUAGCCUUGGAAAUGGUAGGACCAAAGAAGCGUUUGGUAGCUGGAGUCGGCUGCCAAUUGUUCUUCACAACUGGAUAUAUUCUAACUGCUGGUUUUGCGUAUUUUAUAACCGAUUGGAGAAUGCUACAAAUCGCUAUCACUAUACCUAGCAUUGCGUUUCUUCUCUACUGGUGGUUCAUUCCUGAAUCCGCACGUUGGUUAUUGACAAAGGGUCGUGUACAAGAGGCGAAAGAUCUCCUCCAACGAGCUUCCUUAGAAAAUGGCGUAGAGAUGCCGAGCGAAGCUCUGGAUACGCUUCUUAAUAGUAAUAACGAAGAAACUACACCAGAUUAUAGAAAGCCAUCGUUAUUUGAUCUUUUUCGGUAUCCAAACUUGAGAAGAAAGAGUAUUUUACUAUUUUUCAAUUGGCUUGUAAAUAGUGGCACAUAUUACGGUUUAUCCUGGCAUGUGUCCAACCUUGGUGGCAACGAUUACGUUAAUUUCGUCAUAUCCGGGUUGGUGGAAAUACCUGCAUACACAUUUUUAAUCUUCACAUUGAAUCGUUGGGGAAGAAAGAUCAUCUUGUGCGGUUGCAUGCUAAUAGCAGGAUUUGCAUUACUUGGAAUCUUGCUUGUACCUGCUGAUGCUCAGUGGCUCAUAAUAUGUUUAGCGAUGAUCGGUAAACUCACAAUUACAUCAUCUUAUGGUGCUAUUUACGUUUUUACUGCCGAACAAUUCCCUACGGUUAUUCGAAAUGUCGGUCUUGGAGCAAGUUCGACAUUCGCUCGAAUCGGUGGAGUAAUUGCUCCACAUGUCAUUCACUUGUCUGAAAUCUGGAUGCCUCUACCAUUUGUUAUUUUUGGAUCGUGCGUACUUUUUGGUGGAGUUAUGUCGUUACUCCUUCCAGAGACGUUAAAUAAGAAGCUCCCAGAAUCUAUACAAGAUGGCGAAUUAUUUGGAAAGAAACCGGAGAAGAAGAAGAAAAAGCAACAACUAGAUAUAGAACAACUAAACGAAGUUGAUGUGAUAAAACCAUUGAAACCACAAGAAAACGGUGUUCACGAGAAGCAAAACGGAUGACGUUAAUUUAGAAAAAAACAACGGUUAUGCUCAAAGUAUAUACUUCAAUCCUGUCUGAUUGUAUUUUAGGCACCCUUGUAUACGUGUCUUACGUAUACUAAGCUUAGUGUGCCCAUUGCAAUACUGCAGUACCAAAAACAAAACAAAACAAAAAAAAAAGCAAAAUUACAUUUAUGUUUCAAAUUAUAUCACCAAUGAUGUAGGUUGCUUUUAAUCAAACGAAACAUGCAAAACGUGAAAUCGAAGGAUGAUAAGAAAUGUAUACUUAGACUUUCAGCUUGUUUCGUAAUUACUGGAAAAUACAAUGAAAGCAAGAAGGUAGCAUUUUCCUUAUGUUUAUACAUACACGCAAUAUACAGCUUUUGUAUUUAAUAGCACAUAAAAAUUCUGCCAACAUAUAUAUCAUUUAUUUUAAUUUCUAAAUGUGGUUUACAUACAUGUUAAGUGACCUUGAAAUAUAAACCUGUAAAAGCUUCUUUCGAAAGCUCACGCAGGAAAUAAUUAUAUUUCUGCGCUGAGAUCGCAGAUAAAAAAUACAAAGACUUUGACGUUUUAA
This is a messenger RNA of Bombus pascuorum, 7029 nucleotides long. RefSeq names its product organic cation transporter protein (gene Orct). The transcript has 17 exons. NCBI's taxonomy places the organism in Eukaryota, Metazoa, Arthropoda, Insecta, Hymenoptera, Apidae. The record is from RefSeq and is a predicted model, not a curated record. Gene Ontology annotation, biological process: transmembrane transport. Gene Ontology annotation, cellular component: membrane. The coding region runs from base 4725 to 6473 and encodes 582 amino acids. Gene Ontology annotation, molecular function: transmembrane transporter activity.